GUGAAGUGGAAAGGGAAGGACCUGUUCGAUCUAGUAUGCAGGACACUAGGACUCCGAGAAACCUGGUUCUUCGGGCUUCAGUACACUAUCAAGGAUACGGUGGCUUGGCUCAAAAUGGACAAGAAGGUUCUGGAUCAUGAUGUUCCAACAGAAGAGCCUGUCACCUUUCACUUUCUGGCCAAAUUUUAUCCUGAGAACGCAGAGGAGGAACUGGUCCAGGAAAUCACACAGCACUUGUUCUUCCUGCAGGUGAAGAAGCAGAUUUUGGAUGAGAAGAUCUACUGUCCUCCUGAGGCUUCGGUCCUGCUGGCCUCUUACGCCGUCCAAGCCAAGUACGGCGAUUACGAUCCCAACGUCCACAAGCGAGGCUUCUUGGCGCAAGAAGAGUUGCUUCCGAAGCGGGUAAUAAACCUGUAUCAGAUGACUCCAGAGAUGUGGGAGGAAAGGAUAACAGCCUGGUAUGCAGAGCACCGAGGCAGAGCAAGAGAUGAAGCUGAAAUGGAGUAUUUGAAGAUAGCUCAGGACUUGGAGAUGUAUGGAGUGAACUAUUUUGCGAUUAGGAAUAAAAAGGGCACUGAACUGCUCCUUGGAGUUGACGCCUUGGGUCUUCACAUUUAUGACCCAGACAAUAGGUUGACCCCUAAAAUCUCCUUUCCGUGGAACGAGAUCCGGAAUAUCUCAUACAGCGAUAAAGAGUUUACGAUUAAGCCAUUGGACAAAAAGAUUGAUGUUUUUAAAUUCAAUUCAUCAAAGCUGCGUGUGAAUAAGCUGAUUCUUCAGCUGUGUAUUGGAAACCAUGACCUCUUCAUGAGGAGGAGAAAGGCAGACUCAUUGGAGGUCCAGCAGAUGAAGGCACAGGCCAGGGAGGAGAAAGCCAGGAAGCAGAUGGAACGGCAGCGCCUGGCCCGAGAGAAGCAAAUGAGAGAAGAGGCUGAGAGGACAAGGGAUGAGCUGGAGAGAAGAUUGAUGCAGUUAAAGGAAGAGGCAACGAUGGCCAAUGAAGCUCUGAUGAGGUCUGAAGAGACAGCAGACUUGCUGGCUGAGAAGGCUCAGAUCACGGAGGAGGAGGCCAAGCUCCUGGCUCAGAAAGCAGCUGAGGCUGAACAGGAGAUGCAGCGAAUCAAAGCCACGGCCAUCCGGACGGAGGAGGAGAAGCGGCUGAUGGAACAGAAGGUGCUAGAAGCAGAGAUGUUGGCACUGAAAAUGGCGGAGGAGUCGGAGAGGAGGGCGAAGGAGGCUGAUCAGCUAAAGCAAGACCUUCAGGAGGCUCGCGAGUCUGAGCGGAGAGCAAAGCAGAAGCUUUUGGAGAUCACCAGCAAGUCAUCCUACACACAAUCCAUGAACUCAAGUACGACAGCACUGCCUACCGACCUGCCAAGCUUCAACCUCAUCAGCGAGAGCUUGUCUUUUGACUUCAAGGAUACGGACAUGAAGCGCCUUUCGAUGGAAAUCGAGAAAGAGAAGGUAGAGUACAUGGAGAAAAGCAAGCACCUGCAGGAGCAGCUGAACGAGCUGAAGACAGAAAUCGAGGCACUGAAGCUAAAGGAGAGGGAGACAGCUCUGGAUAUAUUGCACAACGAGAAUGCCAGCCGAGGCAACAGCAAGCACAACACUAUUAAAAAGGUAUCGGAGGGCUCCAGUUUGUAUCUCGCCUGAUGAAAUCCUUUAAAAACAACAAAAUAACCCUUCCGUUUGGUUUAGCUUUUGCACAAGUUGUUAUAAUAAAAUUGUUUGAUCUAG
Molecule: messenger RNA, 1740 nt
Organism: Phaethon lepturus (White-tailed tropicbird)
Lineage: Eukaryota; Metazoa; Chordata; Aves; Phaethontiformes; Phaethontidae
Gene: NF2
Product: neurofibromin 2 (merlin)
Exons: 14
Coding region: 115-1656 (513 amino acids)
Biological process (GO): regulation of cell shape; regulation of organelle assembly; positive regulation of early endosome to late endosome transport
Cellular component (GO): cytoskeleton; plasma membrane; adherens junction
Molecular function (GO): actin binding; cell adhesion molecule binding
Source: RefSeq, a predicted model, not a curated record